AUGCGCACAGAGAACACCGAAGACGAAGGCCGAGUGCUCAGGAACCAGUUCAACUACGGCGACCGAGCCUCACAGACGGAAACCAAGACUGUCAGAGAGCGAGGAGCAUCCACGAGACCACCCCCCACCGUACCCUUUGCUGGCACAGUCAACCAGUGGAUGAUGUACGACGCCUACGUGGAAGAGCUGAAUGCGCAGAGUCGGUCAGAGAACGACACAAAGGCCUGGCAGCAGCCGGAGGAGACUGAAAAAAGAAUACACGAAACGCCUCACAAGGACACCGACAUACUCAACUCGAUGAAGUGGGCUGUCAAGCUGACCGAACGCGUGGUUAACCACAACACGGAGAUCGAGACUUACCAGAAAUUCAGGUUUUUCAAAGCGCCUGCGGGCGCUGCAGCAGACGCCGUGUUUCUUCCUCUCUGGCAGUUCCACUUUUCCAAGGUGAAGAAGAAAGACGCGACUGGUCUCAAAUGGAACCCGCGGUACUCAGACCUCUUCGCCGCGGGAUACGGCAGCUUCGAAUUUCAAAGACACGGCAGCGGCUUUGUUUGCUGCUACAGUUUGAAGAACACGAGCUAUCCCGAGUAUUUCUGGAAGACAGAGUCGGCGGUGUGCAGUGUCGACUGGAACCCCCACAGUCCAUCGCUCCUCGCCGUUGGUCUCUACGACGGCACUGUCCUCGUUUUCGACAUUCACUCAAAAGAUCGGAAACCAACACACGCCAGUACAGUGAAAGUCAACAAGCACACGGAUCCUGUCUGGGACGUACGAUGGGAUGGCGACAAUUCGAGCAGCGCUCUUCGAUUUUAUUCCGUUUCUGGAGACGGCCGAGUCACCAGCUGGUCACUCAUGAAGAACAAACUCGAAUCUGAGGAAGUCGCUCUCCUCAAGUUGGAUUACAGCCAAGUCUCGACUCCGAGGGACUCUGCAGAUGCGACAGCGCUCGUUGGCGUCGCGGCGGGCACCUGCUUCGAUUUCCAUCCUACGCAGCCUCACAUCUUCGUCGUCGGCACUGCGGAAGGCGUCAUCUUCAAAUGCUCGAAAAACUACAGUGGACAGUAUCUGCAAACCUACCUCGGCCACGACAUGUCGAUUACGGGGUUGGAGUGGAAUCCUUUCCACCCUCGCAUUUUCAUCUCCAGUUCCUCAGACUGGACAGUGAAGAUUUGGGAGGAGUCCGUCAGCUCGCCAGUGCUGACCUUUGACUUCGAGGUGGCCGUGGCCGACGUUCGAUGGGCACCGCUCAGCUCCACAAUGUUCGCCGCUGCAACUACGGACGGAACAGUCCACCUGUAUGACCUAGACGUGAACCGGCGGAAACAAAUCGGCUCUUUCAAGGUUUGCUCAGACGCCGCCCUGACGCGCCUCUGCUUCGGCAACAACAGCACCCUCCUCGCUGCGCAAGAGGGCGGGAAAAUCGCGACGUUAAAGUUGUCGACUCCCGAGUCCACUUUGGAAAUCGCCGAAGGCAAAACAGAAGCGGAAGCGAGGACGGAGAAGAUGAACGCAGUUCUCGCCAUUGUCUCCGACCUCUUCCAGGCGCCGAGUCCCACUGGUGGCCAGUUACCCCAGGCGCUUCAGCGCGUGUGUGAUGAACACAGCACUCCGCCUCGAUCUUUUUCUUCGCCGUGA
This is a messenger RNA of Neospora caninum, 1635 nucleotides long. Its product is annotated as putative dynein intermediate chain. Gene Ontology annotation, cellular component: outer dynein arm. Gene Ontology annotation, biological process: cilium movement; outer dynein arm assembly. The coding region runs from base 1 to 1635 and encodes 544 amino acids. The record is from RefSeq and is a predicted model, not a curated record. Gene Ontology annotation, molecular function: dynein light chain binding; dynein heavy chain binding. Lineage: Eukaryota; Apicomplexa; Conoidasida; Eucoccidiorida; Sarcocystidae. The transcript has 14 exons.